Laetiporus sulphureus 93-53 is the source of this 1422-nucleotide messenger RNA. RefSeq lists its product as uncharacterized. The coding region runs from base 188 to 1114 and encodes 308 amino acids. Lineage: Eukaryota; Fungi; Basidiomycota; Agaricomycetes; Polyporales; Laetiporaceae. The transcript has 8 exons. The record is from RefSeq and is a predicted model, not a curated record.
GUUCAGAGCAUAAAGAAAAAGUUGUUAUGCCUUGGCGGCGCGUCAGUGGCGCGAAAUCGACCGCGUCGCCUUCACGUGCUGUGGCUGUCAAGUCGAAGCUUCUCUUGAUCAUGCCGUGCAUCGAACAACAGGCGGUACGCAGCAUGCGAGGCACUUUCGUCCGCUCGUCUUGUUCUCCGACAGGUCUAUGGCAAGUGCCAGUACAUCUGCUGUUCCGCCUCCUCCACCGCCCAUACCAGUGAUUGAAAAGAGAACCGUAACUCAGCUAAAGGCGCAUUUCGCUUCCUUAUCGCUCGACCACGCCGAGAUCCAAACGUUGUUUAGGGCGAUUGCGAAUCAGCUUGAAUCGGUAGAAAACAUUGGCCCGCAUCAUCCCCUAUACGAGAGAUGGGACAGACUCAGACAGGCGCAUCGCAAUUUACUGCUUCGUCACGAAGCCGACAGGCCGUCAGACUUCGAUGAAGUGGUCUUGCCAACAUCACAGUCAAAUGGAAUGUCCAUCGAGGACAAGAGGUCAAUGAUUGACGGGUUCCGUGAAGCUAUACAAGUCCACCAAGAAGCCGCGCAACAAACAGCGCACGAGUUUCAUCAGCUCGCUGAAGACAUCCGGUCCUUCAAGGAUGAGGCAGCCGCGUUAUGUGGCUACGCUGAGCUAUCGGUUUUCUGGGCGUGCUGGAAUGGAUUGAAGAGCUUCUUUCAAAGCGUGUGGCAGGUAAUUUUGAAGUUGCUAGACAAGAUGAUGGCCACUGUUCGGUCGGCGGUCCAGCGAAUCAGAAGAAGACGGUUUUCUCACAAUGGUCCCGGUGGCUCGCGUAUCAUCAUCGAACUUGAGGCGGUACCUUAUUCUCGAAUCCAGGAGCAAACCGAACAACCGUCUCCUCGUGAGAUUCGACGUAAUCUCGACAACAUUCAUAACAAACUCUCCGUUUUCUGUGAUAUGUGGAAUGUCGUAGAUGCUGCAUGCGAGGAUCUAAUAGUAGAUCUCGGACAAGCGCAAGGUACCAUUACUCAGCCAGCUCCGCACGAAGCCAAUCUUCAGUCUGCGCGAUCGGUCUACGGCGUCUUGAUCGAAUGUAUGCGUGCAUAUGCACAGAACAGGCCGCCGGUAUUCUAAUCCGUGGGCCUACGAAUCCACCCAUCCCUCGCUAUCAUAGCAUGUCUUGUCCCGCUUGUCCUGUAUCGGCUUGUUGUGAGUCUUCGUUGCAUUAUCAUAGAUGGCGGCUCUUGCCAUGUGUUCACGCCUCGCUGUUGCUCAAUUUGACGUGGAGCGAGUCCCGUCAAUGUGAAUAUGUAUGUACUGCUUCCCAUACCGGUGCGAGUGUCAAUUCGAUUGCCAUUCUUCACUUUGUUUGGCAUAUGCUGCGGCGUCCGACAUGCUGCGCUACGGUGCUUCUAAUCGCAUGGCGUGUCAAUUUAUAUAAA